Malaya genurostris is the source of this 504-nucleotide messenger RNA. Its product is annotated as cytochrome c oxidase assembly factor 6 homolog. Gene Ontology annotation, biological process: respiratory chain complex IV assembly. Lineage: Eukaryota; Metazoa; Arthropoda; Insecta; Diptera; Culicidae. Gene Ontology annotation, cellular component: mitochondrion; respiratory chain complex IV. The transcript has a single exon. The coding region runs from base 127 to 387 and encodes 86 amino acids. The record is from RefSeq and is a predicted model, not a curated record.
UCACUCGUCGCUGAAGUAAACAAACCAAAGAGUGGUGACAUAAGUUUUACAAGAUCCUCUAGUCCGAAGUCAUCCUUUAGUUUAUCGCACCGGUAAAUCGUCGAAUCAACAAAUCCUGUUGUUGUAAUGUCUUUUCCCGACAAGGAAAAGCGAACGGCCUGCUGGUCGUCCCGUGACGAAUACUGGGCCUGUCUCGAAAAGCAUGCACCUAGUCACAGUUCAACGUCCGGAGCUCCCGAGCCGAAACAGUGUGUGGAACUGCGAAAGCUGUACGAAAGCCGCUGUCCCGCCCAGUGGGUGAAACAUUUUGACCGAAAACGAACAUUCGAACAAUUUAAGCAGAAAAUGUCGAAAGGAUAUGAACCGCUGGACGAUAGGAAAAAAUAGCAAUACUAGCCGGUUUAAAUUUGACAUUUAUCUUAUAAUAUAUAUAGCCAGUAAAACAUAAUUUACAAAUUGUUGAAAUAAACGUUAUUUCCUACAUACUAGCUUGCAGCUACUAAA